This is a messenger RNA of Emiliania huxleyi CCMP1516, 603 nucleotides long. RefSeq lists its product as hypothetical. Gene Ontology annotation, molecular function: GTPase activator activity. The transcript has a single exon. The record is from RefSeq and is a predicted model, not a curated record. The coding region runs from base 1 to 603 and encodes 200 amino acids. Lineage: Eukaryota; Haptophyta; Isochrysidales; Noelaerhabdaceae.
AUGGCAGAGGCGGAGCUCGCCAAGCUUCGGCGGCUGCCGGAGAACCGCCGCUGCGCCACCUGCAAGCACGAGGACCGGCUCGGCUACAACGCGAUCUGCGUAAAGUUCCAGAUCUUUGUGUGCGGCGAUUGCAAGUCGGCGCACCAGGCCUUCUCGCACCGGUGCAAGAGCGUGACGAUGUCCAACUGGAACAAGGACGAGGUGCGGGCGCUAACAGGGGCGGCGGGAGGCGGCAAUGUGGCCAACAUGGCGAAGUACUUUGCGAAGCUGCCCGCCGACUCGCCUCAGUGGCCCGUCAAGGGCUGCCACCCCAACGACCUCAAGGAGUUUGUGCGGAUCGCGUACGAGGAGAAGCGCUGGUACUCGGACGUGCCCUCGCCUGGCCCCACCGGCAGCGCGACGCCGCCGCCGGGCAACGCCACCCCGGCCGAGCCGGCGACGCUCUACUCUGCCUCGGCGCCGGGCUCCUAUGCGGGGGGGAUGGACCUGCUGGGAGGGGACUCGAUCACCGUCGACCGCAGCGCGGGCGUCUCUGGCGGCGGCUUUUCCGCCUUUGAGGCCGGUGGCCGUAGAAGCGGAAGGCGGAUUCGUGUAUCCAACUAG